Messenger RNA from Branchiostoma floridae (Florida lancelet), 1973 nucleotides. RefSeq lists its product as uncharacterized. The transcript has 5 exons. NCBI's taxonomy places the organism in Eukaryota, Metazoa, Chordata, Leptocardii, Amphioxiformes, Branchiostomatidae. Bases 72 to 1382 code for a protein of 436 amino acids. The record is from RefSeq and is a predicted model, not a curated record.
GGUGCGUACUAGUCGCAGGUACUAGCUCGUAACAGCUACGGUUUCUACAACAGUGCCAUACUGCAGUAAAUAUGCCUCCGAUCGUCUCUAAACUAGCAAUGGCAUUCCCGGCCGAUGAAAUGGUCGAAAUGCUUAAGCAGAUUGACAACAAUGUGCGGCAGAUAAUCCACACUUUGCGGGGAAAGGGUGCCGAUGUGCGACGGAAUGUGGCGGUGCUGUUGAACAAGUACAUGGACCUGCUGACCGACAUUCUGAGAGAAUGCAUGUGUUUCAAGAACUUUAUCGAGAUAUUACAGAGAAAUCUCGAAGGCAUUGAGAACAUCCUUAUCUUCGUGCUGAGGGGUACCGUCAGUGAGAUGCUGACAGACCUUAGGCUGGAGAAGUAUCUACCCAACUUCGAGAAGGAGGAUCUGACAGACGCUUAUCAGCUGAUUCAGACCAGCUUUGACAUCGAAGAAGUUGGGCUGCCCACCAGAGGAGCCAAACGCAAAAUUCAAGAUAGGAUCCAAUACUAUCGUCUUGAACUAAUGACGGUAAAGGAUCGCAUCCAAGAAGUGAGGAAAGAGGGGGAGAAGUGCCACCAAUCCUGCCAGGAGAUAACGCGCAAGUUCAACCGGUUCCUCUCAGAGAUCAACAAAACUCAGGAGGACAUCCUCACCUUGCUUGGCGACCAAAAGGGCAAGAAGGACAUCAUGUCAGUGAUGUACAUGAUUGUUGGUGGUGCGGCAAUAGCGUGCCUCGCUAGCUGCAUCGUUGGAGCUGUCGGUGUGGGUCUGGCGUUCUUUCAGACACCAGGAGCUGUUGUAUCUGUCUCUUCAGCGGUCAUGAUAGGCGGGGCGGCCGUUUUCGGUGCAGGGGCUGCUGCAACAGCUUGGGAUAUUGGUAAAGAAAUGAAAGAAAUGGAGAAGGUUCGCCAAGCCCUUGAUGAUUUGCAUGGGCAGUUAGACGCCAUGAACGCUGAGGCAGGGAAGCAGAGAGCGGCUUGGCGGGAUAUCGAGACCCAGGCGGAGAAGAUCGUGCACUACAUCGACAACUCGAAGAUGGAGAGGACCGCUGACGGUCUCAACCCCAGCCAUCGCCGCCCGGUGCAGGACGUGCUUGACGGCGUCCAGGUUGUGUUGGAAGAUGCUGCGGUCCUCCAGGCUAACGUGGUCCAGUUCAAGAAGGAAGCACAGCGCGUGCAGGGGAACCUCCGUCAAUUGUCCCUGAUGGACGACUCGGCUGUUGUGCUUGCUGCACCUGGAGGCCCGUCGGUGUCUCCUCUGGCACCGCUGUACGACCUGAUCACCCGCACCGUGAAGAUGAUGGGGACCGCCAAGGGAGGUAGCGGCGGUGUGGCAGAGCUCGCACAGAGCAUGGGGGCAUCUCUGACCGUGGGGUGAACAGAAACCGCGACUGUAAUGUCCCUUUCAUGUCCCUCCAGGAAGUUGUGUUAAUUUUCUGCUUAUUGAAUGGUUUCGUUUGCCUUUAAACAUAGCUUUGAGAUGUACGUCGUUCUAUAAUAAAAUUUCUUUGACUUUGUUCAAUACAACCAUAGUACCAAUGACGUAAGGUAAUAGUUCUAUCAAGAACAGUAGUAUACCGCUCAGUCGCAGCCUUGAGGGCUAAAUUGAUAUGACAUUACAGUGUAUGGUGGUUAAAGAUAGUGCUGUAGAUCAACAUGCUAGUAUAUAUAUCGACAGGUGGGACGGUGGAUGUACUCUUCAAGCAGAUAUGAGACUGGUAAAAGGUACUAUGACUUAUUUCAGACAAAGUCUUUAAUGUCGUUCUAGGUUAAUUUGUCCACCUAUCUAUAUGUCCACAUAUCUAUAUAUGUCUGAGUCAAUAUGAUUGUAUAAUGUGACGUCAUCGGCGUGAACCGAUCGAUACUCAAUGCUACUUGUGUUGCAAGAUGGGGAUUGGAAACAACGAGAACGUAUGUUUGAUGACUCAUGUUAGCAUCUGGGCAGGAAUAAAGCAGUCAUAGUAUCAAA